Messenger RNA from Parnassius apollo (apollo), 1836 nucleotides. Lineage: Eukaryota; Metazoa; Arthropoda; Insecta; Lepidoptera; Papilionidae. The record is from the annotation of a GenBank genome assembly.
AUGGAACAUAGAAGAUUGCGCAAAGGGCCGCUGCCUGGAGGUCGUCAGGGCGCGUCUGGAGCUGGCGCUGGACGCGACAGCAUGCGAACCGCCAGCCGAGCGCGAGGUGCUGCACGACCACCCAGCAGCCCCUCGCAUCCAUCAUCCCCACCAGCUUGCUUGGUGUCGGCAGGGUCUUCGCAGGCCCAGCAAUCGGCACCCGCCACUGGUGGAGUACGCCGCAUGCGAUGGACCAUCAAUAUGAAUUCAAACGCAUUGCGGGCGUAUUUUAGGGCGAAAGGGGGAGAAAUUGGAGGUUUCGCGUAUCGGGCUAGGAUGCAUCGUCUUUUUACUGAGCUGGAGCCAUCUAUUACUGUCACCGAGCAAAACCUGGCAGACCGAGUUCGGUAUAUCUUACGCUCAAAUAUAUUUGAUGGCGCCGAACUCGAACGGCUACGACGUGAGGCUGUUCCCUCAUCAAAUGAAAACGCUACGACUGAGGGUGCGGUGCCACAAGUUGCAGAACAACCCGCACACGUGGAUGCCGCCGAGAAUACCCCAGUGGUUGCUGAUUCAAAUGAUGAUGGAACAUUCACCCAGGAACUAGAAAUAGAGCAAAUGAGGAGUACAUUGGAAGAGGCGAUUAUGGAAACGCGCAGUACGCCUCUCGAAAAUCGACCGCGACUUCCCCGCAUAGCCCUAAGCAAGCGGAAUCGGGCUGUCGUGAGGGCUCUGAACCCAAUGCUGGUGACCUAUUUGGAAGCCAGCCGGGACCUUUGCGAGACGGACUCAAUUCUCUUUGGCGCCGCACUGGCAGUCUGCCGUAUUAUAGGCGCCAAACUUUCCACGGCUGGACGCACUACUGGACAAAGUAGUGCUAUCCCAGCCUGGAGAACAAGAAUUGAAGAACGUAUCGCAAAGGCUAGGGCCCUCAUCGGCAGACUGAUAUGCUUCAGGUCAGGCAAUACCAGGCCAAGGAUUGUGCGCACCGUCAGGAUGGCGUUUGCUGGGACAAAUGUUAGUUUGUCCCAGCCGGAUAUAAUGCAAAAACUGACGGAGCGCAUAGACGACCUGAAGCAGAGAAUCGCUGCUUGGGGAAAGCGAAUUCGGCGAUAUACCGAGAGGUCGACACGGUUCAACCAGAAUCGUCUCUUCCAGAGUGAUCAGAAGAGGCUCUAUAAAUCAUUGGAGCGACCAAUGGUAAGUGGAACGGGCCCAGUACCGAAUCAGGCCGACACGGUCGCAUUCUGGCGCAGCCUGUGGUCAGAGCCCGUAAACCACAACGAGGGCCCUUGGACGGAAGUUGUGGCGAGUCAGUGUGCGGGUAUUACGCCCAUGGACCCCGUCACCAUAACGCCGGAUGACGUAGCUGAGGCGGUCCGUAGGGCCCCGAACUGGAAAAGUCCGGGACUCGACGGGCUGCAUCACUACUGGCUGAAGGGGUUCGUGGGAAGAAAUAAAAUAAAAACUGAAAAGAAAGUAGAUGUAUUUUGGACUAAACUUAGUAAAUGGAGUGAUCUGACAGAAAACAAGCCUUUCAGCGAUAUUUACCAAUUCGCGUUGGAUUGUCUCGUGCUUCCACACGCAAACGCAGAUUGUGAACGAAUAUUUAGUAAGAUCAAUCUUACCAAGUCAAGGACUCGGAACAGACUAGUAACAGGAACUAUUGAUGAAAUCUUACUGUCAUGCGUUGCAAUAAAACGCAACAAAAGAGAUAGUCGGUUCAAAAUCAUUGCAAUUGCCAUUGCACUUGAUUUUGAACCGAUGGAAGAAAUGUUACAAAGAGCCAAUAAUAAAAGUAAUGACGGAAUGCAAAAUAUUGACCAAGUUGCAGAAAUUGAUAUAAAUAUACUAUAA